Messenger RNA from Aplysia californica (California sea hare), 1419 nucleotides. RefSeq names its product gamma-aminobutyric acid receptor-associated protein-like 2. Gene Ontology annotation, cellular component: autophagosome; cytosol; autophagosome membrane. Gene Ontology annotation, molecular function: ubiquitin protein ligase binding. The record is from RefSeq and is a predicted model, not a curated record. Lineage: Eukaryota; Metazoa; Mollusca; Gastropoda; Aplysiida; Aplysiidae. Gene Ontology annotation, biological process: autophagy of mitochondrion; autophagosome assembly; cellular response to nitrogen starvation.
AUCUAGAUCUAGAUCUACAGGUGUCCACAAAUCAAACCCGAGGCAUGAAGUUCAAGUUCAAAGAGGAACACACUCUCGAGGUCAGGUCUCGAGAGUCUUCAAAGAUUCGAGCUAAAUACCCAGAGAGAAUUCCGGUUAUUGUGGAGAAGGAACCGAAGUCCCCGAUCCAGUCAAUCGACAAACGCAAGUUCUUGGUCCCCAAUGACAUCUCUGUUGCUCAGUUUAUGUGGAUUAUUCGGAAACGGAUACAGUUGGCAUCUGAAAAAGCCAUCUUUUUGUUUGUGGGCAAAGUCCUACCUCAGUCAAGUGCAAGCAUGGGCCAAGUCUAUGAAGACCACAAAGAUGAGGAUGGGUUUCUGUACAUUGCUUACAGUGGAGAAAAUACGUUUGGUGUUACCUGCCCUUACUGCUCCAGUUAAAUUGACUGUAUUGAGUGUAUUGUGACCCGAAUACCUGAAUGUGUGCUUUUGUGGUUAAUUUUUGAGAGGGUACUAUUGUUUGUUAAUCAGCCGUGAAUGUGUGUGUGUGUGUGUGUGUGUGGGGGGGGGGGGGGGGGGGGGGGGGUCUUUUUUUCAUUUUCUUGAUUUUAGUGACAUGCUGUAAAGAACUGCAUGAAAGUAUGUUUCAAAAGUUUCCAAUAAAAAAAAUAAAAGGCUCAAAUAUGGCUAUUGUGAUGGAUGAUAGUGUCACAGUACUGUAGUGAGCUAUAAAUAAUACUCUAAGGGCAAAGCAAUGUUACAUGGUUUUUGUGUUGUGUCGUUUGAAAAGAGAGUCACUAAAGGAAAGGGUCGUGUUUAGUGACUGGUGUAGAUUCUGCUUUGAAUUUCGUGCAAUAUUUCAGGCAUAUUUGUUCCUUUCAUAUCAUACUUGAAAGGGGCAGCUUUGUUUUGUUAUACAGACUAGCAUGCACAUGGCAAAAUCAGCGGGAUGUGGAAAUCUUUUUAUGUACAAAUUUUGGUAUGUGCAAUGUUCAGGCCAUAACAAUGGAGAUAAAGAAAGCUGGACUAUUUGUUCAAAAUUUUACAUGAAUUAUGCCCCCUAUGUCAUGCUAUCAGAAGUGUGAGUUCACAGACAUUUUUGCAGAUUUGGACAUUUGAUUUUUAUUAAACUUUGCUAGGACCCACAGUUUUUUUUCCUUGACCAAGAAUUCUGUCUACUCCUUUCACUUGGCCAUGGUCUACUUUCUACUACAACAUCAACUAGACCUAUCUGUACAGAAUCCAGCAAGCUGUUUGUUGUAUGUGAAUUGUAAUUUCUGUUGAAGAGGAAGCGACAUAUGUGGGGACAAUACUGGAUGCAUACCUUCACAAGACCACAGACUCCCCUCAUGACUGAAGUGUGCUCAUGUGCUGGUUAGAUCUACCACUGAAUACUUUUUGUGACUUGUGCAAUAAACACAUGAAGGGUUUCAUCACAAAA